AACACGGUGAGGUGCCACGCCCCUCCUCCCUUCCCAACAAUCCCACCAAAGCAAAUCCAGGACGGCGCAGGGAUCUCUUGUUGUGCCUGUGUGCUGAGGCUGGGACUGUCACUCAUUCUCUGAUCAGCUCAUGAAAGCAGCUAGAUAGCAGCUGGACAAAAAUAAUAGAUAUAUAUAUAUAUAUUAAAAUAUUACACCGUUCCGGGGGGAUUUUUUUCCCACGUCUCCCCCCACCCUUCUUCGCUUUGCACCUGAAUCUCUCGUCUUAACCGGCCCAGGUUCCUAUUUGAAAGAGGAAAAUAUAUAUGCAAGAAAACUUCGUCUCCAUUCGGCAGAUGACAAUGCUUCAAAGCAAGGAUCUCAUCUGGACUUUGCUAUUCAUCGGGACUGCAGUCUCUCUCCAGGUGAACAUUGCUCCAAAUAAAGUGGAGGUGCCUGUUGGAGAGUCCAAAUUCUUCUUGUGUCAAGUGACUGGAGAUGCCAAAUCCAAAGACAUCUCCUGGUUUGCCCCCAACGGUGAGAAGCUGACGACAAACCAACAGCACAUCUCAGUGGUGCGGACGGAGGAUUCAUCUACUCUCACCAUCUACAAUGUCAACAUAGACGAUGCUGGCAUUUACAAAUGUGUUGUCUCCAGUGAAGAAGGCGAUGUGGAGGCCACACUCAACGUGAAGAUUUUCCAGAAGCUGACUUUCAGGAAUGCUCCCAGUCCACAAGAGUUCAAAGAAGGAGAGGAUGCAGUCAUUGUGUGUGAUGUUGUCUCCUCGCUGCCUCCCGCAGUCAUAUGGAAGCACACUGGCAGAGAUGUUGUUCUUAAAAAAGAUGUGCGGUUUGUUGUGCUGCCCAACAACUACCUACAGAUCAGAGGAAUAAAGAAAACAGAUGAGGGGAUGUACCGGUGUGAAGGAAGGAUCCUGGCUCGUGGAGAGGUUGAUUUCAGAGACAUUCAUGUCAUUGUCAAUGUGCCUCCUACUGUUCGCUCCAAGCAGAGCACUGUGAAUGCCACAGCAAAUCUCAGCCAGUCAGUCAAACUCGUGUGUGAUGCAGACGGCUUUCCAGAGCCAACCAUCAGUUGGACCAAGGAUGGGGAAUCAAUAGAAAGAGGUGAGGAUGAUGAAAAGUAUGGCUUCAGUUAUGACGGCUCAGAGCUGACUAUUCGCAAGGUGGAGAAGAACGACGAGGCAGAGUAUCUCUGCAUUGCUGAGAAUAAAGCUGGCGAGCAUGAUGCCACCAUACACCUCAAAGUCUUCGCAAAACCCAAAAUCACCUAUGUGGAGAACAAAACUGCUAUGGAACUGGAAGACCAGAUCACUCUGACCUGUGAAGCUUCUGGAGACCCCAUCCCCUCCAUCACGUGGAGGACCUCUACACGGAACAUCAGUAAUGAAGAGAAGGCUUCAUGGACCCGGCCCGAGAAACAAGAGACCCUGGAUGGGCGCAUUGUGGUGCGCAGCCAUGCGCGGGUAUCUUCUCUGACGCUGAAAGACAUUCAGUACACGGAUGCUGGGGAGUACAUCUGCAUAGCCAGCAACACCAUAGGGCAAGAUUCCCAAGCCAUGCACCUGGAAGUCCAGUAUGCCCCGAAGCUACAGGGCCCUGUUGCUGUUUACACUUGGGAAGGCAACCAGGUGAACAUCACCUGUGAGGUGUUUGCGUACCCAAGCGCUGUCAUCUCCUGGUUCCGAGAUGGGCAGCUGCUGCCAAGCUCCAACUAUAGCAACAUUAGGAUCUACAACACUCCAACUGCCAGUUACCUAGAGGUGACACCAGACUCGGAAAAUGAUUUUGGAAACUACAACUGCACAGCAGUCAACCGGAUUGGUCAGGAGUCCUCAGAGUUCAUCCUUGUACAAGCAGAUACACCAUCUGCACCUUCCAUUGAGAGAGUGGAACCCUACUCAAGCACAGCCCAAGUGGAAUUUGAUGAACCUGAGGCUACCGGCGGAGUUCCCAUCCUCCGGUACAAGGCAGAGUGGCGAGCGCGGGGAGAGGAAGACUGGCACUCCAGGAUGUACGAUGCUAAGGAAGCCAACAUGGAGGGUGUGUUCACUGUGAUGGGCUUGAAGCCAGAGACAAGGUAUGCCAUCCGACUGACUGCCAUCAAUGGCAAAGGCGCAGGCGAAAUCAGUUCUCCCUCCGAGUUCAAGACACAGCCAGUUCGCACUCCACCGCCACGUGAGCCCAGCGCACCCAAGCUGGAAGGCCAGAUGGGAGAAGAUGGAAACUCCUUUAAAGUGAAUCUCAUCAAGCAAGAUGAUGGAGGCUCCCCCAUUCGGCACUAUCUCAUCAAAUACAGAGUUAAGCAUUCCGCUGAAUGGAAACCUGAGAUGCGUCUUCCUUCAAGCAGUGACCAUGUCAUACUCAAGGCUCUGGACUGGAAUGCUGAAUACGAGGUCUAUGUGAUUGCGGAGAACCAGCAAGGGAAAUCCAAGCCUGCGCAUUAUGCCUUCAGGACUUCAGCGCAGCCAACCAUCAUCCCAGCUAGCACAAGCCCUACUGCAGGACUGGGCACUGCUGCCAUUGUGGGCAUCCUCAUUGUGGUCUUUGUCCUCCUGCUGGUGGCUGUGGAUGUCACCUGCUACUUCUUGAACAAGUGUGGCCUCCUGAUGUGCAUCGCAGUCAACCUGUGUGGCAAAUCCGGUCCUGGGGCAAAAGGCAAGGACAUGGAAGAGGGCAAGGCUGCCUUCUCGAAAGAUGAAUCAAAAGAGCCCAUUGUGGAAGUGCGGACAGAGGAGGAACGGACCCCGAACCACGACGGAGGGAAACACACAGAACCUAAUGAAACCACGCCGCUAACGGAGCCAGAGCACCCUGCCGACACCACGGCAGCCACUGAGGAUAUGAUGCCGUCUGUCACCACAGUCACCACUAACUCUGACACUAUCACUGAAACCUUUGCCACCGCUCAGAAUAGCCCCACCAGUGAGACUACCACCCUCACCUCCAGCAUCACUCUGCCGGCCACGCCCAUGCCCGACUCCAAUUCCGUGGCUCCCAAUCAGGGGACGCCUUCGAAAGCGGCCUCGGCAUCUUCGCCCCCACCCACCUCCACGCCUAAAGUGGCUCCCCUGGUUGACCUCAGCGACACUCCUACUUCAGCCCCGGCCACUGGCAACUUGUCGUCCGGCGUCCUGACCAACCAAGGGGCAGUGCUGAGCCCUAGCUCCACCACAAAAGCACCCGAGGCUCCCAAGGGCCCUGCUGCUGCUGCCAGCAAAUCCCCUGCCCCACAGCCCCCAAACCCCGCUAGCUCUCCAGCCUCUUCAGAGCCAAAGCAGGAGGCCUCCAGCGCCAAAAGUCCAGAAAAGGAAGCCACGCAGCCCAGCGCGGCGAAGACUCCGACAGAGGCGGCCAAGAAUGCCGUGAACCAGAAAGGCGAGGCUGCCACGGGGGGCACCACAAAUGCUACUCAGAAUGAGGACUUUAAAAUGGACGAAGGGACCUUCAAGACCCCAGACAUUGAUCUUGCCAAGGAUGUUUUUGCUGCCUUGGGCACGGCGGCUCCUGCCACUGCACCUGCAGGCCAAGCAGCUUCCUCCGGCCCGGAGAGUUCUGCAUCGGCAGCGCCUGCAAAGACAGAGAAAACCCCCGUAGAUGAAAAGUCUGCAAUUCAAGCCACAGAAGCCAAGACAGCCCCCGCAGCAGAAGUCAAGACGGUACCCAAUGAAGCCACACAAACAAAUGAAAACGAGAGCAAAGCAUGAUGGGCAACUGAGCCGAAACAAAACAAAACAAAAAAAUUUAAAAAAUUGACAGAACAAACAACUUCACCUGAGCAUUUAAAACACACAACACACAUCUCAUCCCUCUAAUGUCUUUGCCUUUUUUAAAAAGAAAACAGACAAAAAAAAUGCAUACAAUGGGGGAAUUGUGGUGGGUUUUUUUUUUUUUUUUAGGUUUGUAGGAAGAAUUUUAUUUUAUGUGCACUUGCUUUUAAGAAACGAAAUGUUUUACUUCUUCGUCUUCUACAAGGAUAAGCCCAUAACCCCACUAGGAUACCAGGGCCCUUGCGAAAUAUCCAUGCAGAGUUAACAAAACAAAAAACCCAACUGCAGCAUGUUUAGGAGAUUCAGAACAGAAUUAGGAAGCCAGACUUGGCUCUGCCAGGCUGAGCAGACUGGGGUGGCCAGUCGCAGAUCGUUUAUUUUUAUACUUUUCAGCCGAGUUGAGAAAAACCUGUAAACUCUUUGAAGUAAGUUAUCUCCUCCCCAUUUUAUUUUUUAUUUGGUUCACUUUGAAUUCGUCCUGUACGCAAAGUGUGUUUGCCCUUCCUGACUGAAUUCUGUUCUCCUUUCUAAAGGGGCAAUCCCCCAUCAGCGCCUGUUGCGCAGAGCCCUCUGGAACAAACGGGAAGUGUGCAGGGUACCCGUGGAUGUUCAUUUAAAUGGGGCUUGCGUGGAAGACGUUUUUGGCCGAUUGCGCCCCCUUUUGGUACAGGUGAUAAUUCCAAUAUGUUUCAUUUUAGGAAGAAUGUCUUUGGGCAGUUUUGGAGUUUAUCUUUCAAAGUGCAGUAUUCCUUGUUUUGUUUUUUGUUUAAUUUGGUUUUGCCAACUUUAUUUUCUUCCAGUGUUUACAGUCGACAAAACGUUUUUUAAAACUUUUGUUGUGUUUAAAUGUCUAUGUAAAAUAGCUGCCUUUUUUUAAAGAGAGAUUGCGAGAGAGAGAGAGAGAGACUGAGAGAGAGAGAAAGUAAAAACAGGCUAUAUAGAUAGUAGGUUGAUCAGCAUGCUUGCUUUGCAAAGGGAGACAUUUUGAAAUAAUGGAUGUUUACAGUAGGUGUUUCCCCUUUUGUCUUUUCUUUCUUUUUUAAUUAUUAUCAUUUUUUUAUUUCUUACCGGAGUAAGAAAAAUAAGCAAACCCUUACCCUUUUCCUCCGUUUUAUACAAAUGGGCCACGUAAAGUCCAAUCAGUGUCCUGCUUCAGGGUACCCUACUGAUGAGCAUGAGUUUAACUUUAAGUGUGUGAAUAGAGGAGUGAAGUUCUGAAAAGCAUCAGCACAAUAUCUGCAAUUUAGGACACUGGGAAAGGUGGCUUUGUUGGUGCACGGUCCAAGUAUAGCUGGUUAGGGUGUAAGAAGUGUAAGUCAUUCCAUCUUCAAGAAUGAAUAUCUUGUGCUGCAAACCUGAGUCUCAAAAAUGCUUCCUCUCAAAUGAAUAGGUUAGAAUUUGCUUUUGAUGGAAAUCAUAUUUCCAGGGUGUUUUUAGGACCAGGCUGCUGGGCCACGAUGGUUCAGCUCCAGGCAGCUCCAAAUCUCUCACUAGGAUCAAAUCUCAAGGUCAGAAUGGUUCCCCAUUUGCUUUGAUUGGCUGAAGAUUUGAUAGGUUCAUGGCUCCUCCUCUGCUUUGAUUGGCUUAGUCCAAUUUGACAGGGUCCACCCCAGUUCCUGUCCAUGGAAUAUGAGACCUUAAAUGUCCAAAGCUUCAUUGCAUUACACAUGUGUCCAAAGGCUUAAAUGUGUAGUGCAAGAUUGGAGGAUCUAUUAUGUGCAAAGCUGUUCGCUUUUGAACACGUUACCCCUUUGAGAGAAAAGUCACUGGCUUGAACUUAAGCAGUUGCUCAGUGGUGGUGCGGAGUCAGGGUCAAAACUGAAUACAGGAAGUAAGUUAUUUUUCUUAUUCUAAGGCAUUAUCUCCCCUUUCCUCUCCAGGAAUCCCCCCCUAAGGUUAGUUAAGCCAAAGGGGAGGUUGUAUAGUUAAGGGCGGGUCUCAGAAGGUAAGUUUUAACAAUUACCCACUCUCCCUCCUUAUUUAAGAUAUAUUGCUGCAGAUAUGGCUUUCUUUCAGCCUACACAAUGUUUAAAAUGUAGUGAAGCUCACCACUUAUGGGAGUUUGGCAUAAUUUUGGAGAGGAGGCAAGGUGGAGGUAAUCUACUAAGUACCAUGGCUGUGCAAUCCUGAUUCAAAAAGCCCAUUGAAAGGAAUUCAGUUUCCAUAAUCACCCCCUGAUCCAAAGCUUCAUAUGGCUCUGACGCACUCAAAAAACUCCAUAAAAGCGGAGGGUAUCCCAUUCAGUUCAGCUGAAUGCAACAGAGGGUGUACCCUCAAGAGCUUUCAAAGAUAAUGAAAUGAUCAGGAUCCUGGUCUCUGCACAUGCAACAAAAUAUAUGGAUGGAGGCAGUCUAUUAUCCAUUUCAGGCAAAAGUCACCAAUGGUCUGCUGGAAAAGUAGGACCGCACCCCCCCCCAUCCUCCAGUUGCUGAUUCUACAAAGUUGUUAGGAAAUAUCCAAGGGUUUUUGUUGUUGUUUUUAAGAGAGAGAGAGAAAAUGCAUCAAAUAAUCUGAUCUGGGAGGUUUGAUCUGAUAUUUAAGUUGAUUUCUGAAGCACUUAAUGAUCUUCUUAACUUUUCUUGCCUGAAUAUUCGUGUUCAGCAUUAUUGCUGAAACUUGGGUCCCCCCUGUUCUAUUCAGGAUCACACCCAGAAUUUACAGAGUUCAUGCAGUGGUCUUGUGCUUAAAGUUGUGACUUCGCUGCUUUUUAAAAUAAAUAAAUGUACAAACAGGGAUGUGGGUAAAAAGGAUGUAGAGGUGAAGGAGACCAGCCCUUUGUAUAGAACCAUCUUUUUUCCAUUUUUUAAAAAAGAAUUUCAUUAGAUCUGCAAGCUUGUGCACUGUGGGUGCGUGAAUAUCUUAGUGUGAAAUGUGUUUUUUGUCAUAGUAUCAAAAAAUUUAAAAUCGGAAAGAAAGAAAACCUUCCACAUCGUUUGGGUGUGGAAGGUGUAGCGGGAAUAGUUCGGGGAGAUCAAGAAAAAAUCCAAAUGAUGAAACCCCAAUUUCAGGAUACAUAAAACGAAGAGAAUACAACUGUUCUGGACUGAAGAAAAGUAGCCUUGAAAUCAAGAUUUCCACGACCUAGUUCCCUCCAGAUAUUUUUGGGCUACAACUCCCAUCAUCCUUGUCUGGGGCUGAUGGGAAUAAAGAGCCCAAACCUUUCGGAGGCCACCAGGCUGGGAAAGGUUGCUUUAAAUAUAUAUAUAUAUAAAACCUGCAAAAUUGAAUGUGAUCUAUAGCAUUCCUUUGCGCUAAGGUCAAUGGGGGGGCAAAGGAAGGGAGGGAGGAGGUGGCAGUGGGGGGAGACUGCAGUCCGGCCUAAGCAAAAUGAAGCCACGCCUUUUGAUAUAAUAAUCUCAUGUGCGCAGUCCGUCAAUGUGGCAUCUCUCAGUUAUCAUUCCCAACUGUGAAAAACCAAGAGUCUUUGUCAUUUUGCUAAAUGUGGGGGCAGGGUGGGGGCUGCUUUCUUGUUGUUUUUGUUUUUUCUCUUCAGCUCAUGGGGGUGGAAAUGGAGGCUGCCUUUAUAUUGAUGCGCGCGCACCCAGCGCCUGUGGCGUCCGAGCCUCUGCUGUGUGCCUGGGUGGGGGACUUGUUUAUGAAGGUAUAAAGUGGGGAGGGGAACUCUAGCCCUUCGAGGAAUUUAUUUUGUUAAAGGGUGUAAAUAUACCCCCCCCCCCCGGUAAUGUUCUCACAUGGACUUUUUUCCUCCCCAGAGGGAAAUGAAUGGGCAGGGAUUUAUUGUUCGGAAGAUAGCAAGAAUGGCGUUCCUUGGUCUCUGAAGGUUGGCUGUUGUGAGGGCCUGC
Podarcis raffonei (Aeolian wall lizard) is the source of this 7570-nucleotide messenger RNA. RefSeq names its product neural cell adhesion molecule 1 (gene NCAM1). Gene Ontology annotation, molecular function: protein binding. The record is from RefSeq and is a predicted model, not a curated record. The transcript is spliced from 21 exons. Lineage: Eukaryota; Metazoa; Chordata; Lepidosauria; Squamata; Lacertidae. Gene Ontology annotation, biological process: cell adhesion. Bases 306 to 3704 code for a protein of 1132 amino acids. Gene Ontology annotation, cellular component: membrane.